Messenger RNA from Lachancea dasiensis, 3753 nucleotides. Lineage: Eukaryota; Fungi; Ascomycota; Saccharomycetes; Saccharomycetales; Saccharomycetaceae. The record is from the annotation of a GenBank genome assembly.
AUGCCCGAAAAAUGGCACCGUUCAAGUCCCCUCAGUCUUCGGGCACAAAAAAAGUUCAAACAGGCUUCAGUACUGUCAUUCUUCGGCAAGAACAAAUCAGCAGCAAGCACCCCCAUCAAAAAACCUCUAGAAAAGUCCUUAUUUGUGGAGAAUGAUAUGAAUACCGAUGGUGAGUCAGAUUUUGUAACUGCCAUGGAUCAUACCGCAGAUUCUUCAACGACUCAAGUGAUGGACAAUACCACCUUGGAGAAUUCCAAGGUGACAACGGAUAACCCAGCUCUUCGUGACGGGACGGACGAAAAAUCUGCUACGGUGGCUACGGUAGGUGGUUUCCCCGAGAUUGAGAAGGAUAAUGAUCAUCUGACGAAGGAGAAUGUGUUGUCUGGAGCUAGCGAAAUUGAGAGCCUAAACGGCGAGGGCAAAAGGGCAACUAAGAGACAGGUUAGCUAUGUAGAAUCGAGCGACGACGACGAGGACUUACGAGCAUUAAAACCAAGAAAGAGGAAUAGAAGCCAAAUAUCAAGUGACGAUGAGGGGGAGGAGGAGGAGUACGUCCCACCCCAGGAUGGGCAAGGAAGUGAUGACGACGAAGAAGAGGAUGAUCAUCAAGAUGCAAGUCCCUCAGAAGCGCAAGACGAACUGAAGGAUAAAAAGCACGGACCCUCGAGCGAGGAGGAAGAUGACGGCGAUGAGGAUAUACUGCGGCUUUCUGAUCGGAAACCGAGGUCCACCGGCCGCAUCAACUCCACGACCAGCGUGCAACCCUUGCCGUUACGGAGACCUAAUAUUCAAAAUACCAAUCCUAGCAAAGUCAAUAAAGGAAAACAUUCCAGUUUUAAUAAGGAAAAUGAACAGCGCUAUCAGUGGCUUGUAGACGAACAGGAUGCUAACGGAAGAUCCACAGAUGAUCCUGACCAUGAUCCGAGAACGCUUUACAUUCCACCUUCAGCAUGGGCCAAGUUUACUCCUUUCGAGAAGCAAUAUUGGGAGAUAAAGUCUAGAAUGUGGGAUUGUAUUGUUUUCUUUAAGAAGGGGAAAUUCUUCGAAAUGUAUGAGAAGGACGCCAUGCUGGGAAAUCAUCUAUUUGAUUUGAAAAUUGCAGGUGGUGGGCGUGCUAACAUGCAAUUGGCUGGUAUACCAGAAAUGUCAUUUGAUUAUUGGGCCAUGCAAUUUAUACAACAUGGCUACAAAGUCGCUAAAGUUGACCAGAGAGAAUCCAUGCUUGCCAAAGAAAUGAGAGAUGGCAACAAAGGAAUUGUGAAACGCGAGCUACAAAGUGUCCUGACUUCAGGAACACUCACUGAUUCGGCUAUGCUACAGUCUGACCAAGCAACUUACUGCUUGGCAAUUCGAGAGGAAGUCGGCAACUUUUACGAUAUUGAGAAUGGUAUUCAAACUUCGGGCCACAAUGAUAGUAAACUUUUUGGCGUUGCUUUCAUAGAUACUGCCACGGGUGAAAUCGAGAUGUUGGAGUUUGAAGAUGACAGCGAGUGUACAAAGUUGGACACUGUGUUAUCUCAGGUAAGGCCAAAAGAGAUCAUAAUGGAGAAGAAUAAUCUAUCCAAUAUGGCUCACAAAAUAGUCAAGUACAACGCCCAACCUCAAGCUCUUUUCAAUUAUUUGAAAGCAGCAGACGAAUAUUAUGAUUUCAACCGAACUUUUGAUGAACUAACUUCUACCGAGAACCGCUACUUCACUGACAUGAAUGAAUGGCCGGCAAUUUUGAAAACAUAUUAUGAGAAAAGUAGGAAAGUUGGAUUCUCUGCUUUUGGUGGACUGCUUUCUUAUUUGAAAUGGCUCCAACUUGACAGCUCUUUGAUUUCAAUGAAAAACAUCAAAGAGUAUAAUCCCAUUAGAUCUCAAACAUCCUUAGUAUUGGAUGGUGUAACUCUUCAAAACUUAGAAAUUUUUGGAAACUCAUUUGACAAUUCGGACCGGGGAACUUUGUUCAAACUCUUGAACCGCGCAAUAACUCCCAUGGGCAAGAGAAUGCUCAAAAAAUGGGUUAUUCACCCAUUGUUGCAGAAGGACGCCAUAGAAAGGCGCCUGGAUAGUGUUGACUUAUUAUUAAACAACAUCGAUCUAAGAGAGAUACUUGAAGAAUCUUUUAGUGCACUUCCAGAUCUCGAGCGUUUCCUAGCACGUAUUCAUUCUGGGAAUUUGAAGAUUAAAGAUUUCAAUAGAGUUAUUGAAGGAUUUGAAACUAUUGUGGCACUUUCAGAAAAGGUAAAUGAGCAUGAUAUGACGGGUUCAUUGGCGCUUUUCAUAAAGCAAAUACCCCAGUCUUUGAAAAACUAUGUCAACAAUUGGAGCCAUGCAUUCGACAGAAAAAAGGCCGUUGAAGAAGGCGUCAUAAUUCCUGAAAAAGGAGUUGAGCCCGAUUUUGACGAAUCCUUACAACAUAUUAGAAAUGUCGAAGUCGAACUAGCAGAACACCUUAGAUCGUACAAAAAAUCUUUUAAGACAGCGAACAUUCAGUACAAAGAUUCUGGGAAAGAAAUUUACACUAUAGAAAUCCCAAUAACUGUGACAAAAUUGGUUCCAUCUGACUGGAUUCAGAUGGGCGCCAAUAAGUCAAACAAGAGAUACUAUUCGCCAGAGGUGGCUAAGCUUGCAAGAACUAUGGCUGAAGCUCGUGAAACGCAUAAAGUUCUUGAAGAGGGAUUGAAGAGCAGAUUAUACCAAAAGUUCAAUUGCCAUUAUCAAGAAACUUGGAUGCCUGCCUUGACAGCUAUAUCAAAGAUUGAUUGUCUAUUAUCGUUAGCAAGAACAUCUGAAGCUCUCGGGUUUCCUUGUUGCCGGCCCCAGUUUGUUGAUGAGUGCGAUCCAAAUACCGGUAAUAAACUUAAUGGUUUUAUAAAAUUCAAAGAAUUGAGACACCCUUGCUUUAAUCAGGGAAUUACCACAACAAGAGAAUUCAUUCCUAACGACAUUAACUUAGGAGGCGAAUCACAUCAAGUUGCUCUGCUAACUGGUGCAAAUGCGGCUGGUAAAUCUACAGUUUUGAGAAUGACAUGCAUUGCUGUAAUCAUGGCCCAAAUUGGGUGUUAUGUUCCAGCUGAAAGUGCCGUUUUGGCCCCGAUAGAUAAAAUCAUGACCAGACUUGGUGCUAAUGACAACAUUCUUCAAGGUAAAUCAACUUUUUUCGUGGAGCUUUCGGAAACCAAAAAGAUAUUAGAUGCGGCUACAAAUAGAUCUUUGCUAAUUCUUGAUGAGUUAGGAAGAGGAGGUUCCUCAAGUGACGGCUUUGCGAUAGCCGAGAGCGUUUUGCAUCAUGUGGCGACUCAUACACAAAGCCUAGGAUUUUUUGCCACACAUUAUGGUGGGCUUAACGUGGGAUUCAAACACCAUCCACAGGUUAUCCCACUAAAGAUGGAUAUUCUUGUUGACGAGAGUUCCAGAAACAUCACCUUUUUGUAUAAACUAAUCAAAGGACAAAGUGAGGGCAGUUUUGGAAUGCAUGUUGCUUCCAUGUGUGGGAUUUCGAAGCACAUAAUUGAAAAAGCGCAAAAUGCUGCCGACAAUCAGGAGCAUACAUCCUUGUUAAUAAAGGAACGUCAAAAAGGCGCUAGCGGCUUCGAUGAAAGCAGGAUGAUUCCGUUGGGUCUACAAAGCGACUUUGUUAGGUUGGCUUACGGUGAUGGCCUGAACGCUGGCACCAAAGGUUGUGGCGAGGGCGCUGCAUUUUAUGACAAUAGGAUUAAAGCCAACGUAUUGAAAGCCUUGUUUUCUAUGAUAGAAGGGCUUGAAUGA